Molecule: messenger RNA, 606 nt
Organism: Scleropages formosus (Asian bonytongue)
Lineage: Eukaryota; Metazoa; Chordata; Actinopteri; Osteoglossiformes; Osteoglossidae
Gene: uqcc6
Product: ubiquinol-cytochrome c reductase complex assembly factor 6
Exons: 3
Coding region: 212-412 (66 amino acids)
Biological process (GO): mitochondrial respiratory chain complex III assembly
Cellular component (GO): mitochondrion
Source: RefSeq, a predicted model, not a curated record
GUCGAGGCGUUAUGCGCUUCUUUGUGUGGCUCGUAAGUUUAUCUGUGAAAACGGACCGGACGUCACGUCAGUAAAUGAUGUUCGACGUUAAUUACCUCACCAUGAUGCCAUGUCUCACUUGUUUAACUUUACAUUAUUCGGCCGUUGCCCGGUCAGUACGUAGCUGUAGAGCGACGCCGGGCAGCAGUGGAGCAGCUGGUUCCGGGAGAAGAUGCCUGCUGGUGUGUCGUGGCCGCGCUACCUGAGGAUGCUCGGAGCUAGUUUGCUGGCCAUGUUUGCGGGAGCUGAAGUGGUCCAUCGCUACUACAGACCCGAUCUGACAAUCCCUGAAGUUCCACCACAACCUGGAGAACUGCAGACCGAGCUGCUGGGGCUGAAAACCCACAAGGAGGCUCCACCAGGGAGACACUGAUGUCCAUCUGAGCUUUUCACAUAGUCCAUAUUGUGUUCACUGUACUCUUGUAACUUUCAGUGAGCAUUAAUAUUAAAAGCAUUUUUGUAGGAUAAAGUUGUCUAGGAAAGGUACUUGUGCUAGUUACACAGAACAAUCCAGGACACUUAUCAAGCCAAAAAUAAUUUGCAUUGAACAUGUAUCUAAGUGCAGGA